Messenger RNA from Lodderomyces theae, 2679 nucleotides. RefSeq names its product HEX1. Gene Ontology annotation, molecular function: beta-N-acetylhexosaminidase activity; ubiquinone binding. The transcript has 4 exons. Lineage: Eukaryota; Fungi; Ascomycota; Pichiomycetes; Serinales; Debaryomycetaceae. The record is from RefSeq and is a predicted model, not a curated record. Gene Ontology annotation, cellular component: membrane. Gene Ontology annotation, biological process: glycosaminoglycan metabolic process; ubiquinone biosynthetic process; carbohydrate metabolic process. The coding region runs from base 1 to 2679 and encodes 892 amino acids.
AUGAGAAGACAGUUGUUAUACUUUAAAAGAUCGUUUUUCGGAUCGUCAAAGCCACAGACAUAUAGCAUUAGCAGAGUUCUCAAUGGGUCCCCGCAGCAACUAUACAAGAUAGUCAGCGAGGUCAAUAACUACAAAGAUUUCGUACCGUUUGUUGAGGAUUCGUUUGUAUCGAGUAGAGAUGCGCAACAGCAACCUACCAAAGCAGGAUUAAAGGUUGGAUGGAAGGAUAUCACAGAGAAGUUUGAGUGUCUGUUGGCGUGUCAAGAGAAUGAACGGGUGCAUGCAAGAAGUUUACAAUUGGACUUGUUUCAUGAGUUGGAAACGGAAUGGAAAUUCAAAACCGCCAAUGGCGAUAAGUGCAGAGUCGACUUCACGUUGUUGUACAGAUUCAAAAACCCUUUAUAUGAUCGACUUAGCUUCAUUAUUGAUUUGGAACUGCUUUACAUAGAUAUCGACAGUGAAUUAGUUGAAAAUGCGCUUGAAAGAAUGGUGGAGAAUGUCAAAAGGGUCAAGUGGACUCCGUACGAGUACAAGCCUAGUAGUGGGUUAUAUGAUACUUACUCGUUGGUGACCCCUCCCCUUGUACAUGUUGAGAUUGUCGACUACAAUGCAGAGUUGCAGCUUGGUGUUGAUGAAUCGUACGACUUGAAUGUUUCGGAAAAUGGAAUUGCAAUAACUAGUGAAACUGUUUGGGGAGCAUUGCAUGCGUUCACUACACUCCAACAGCUAAUCAUCUACAAGCACGGUCGCUACAUGUUGGAAAGAUCGGUCCACGUUCAAGAUUAUCCGCAUUUCCGCCACAGAGGCAUAAUGAUUGAUGCGGCGCGAAAUUUCCUCCCUGUGGAUUCUAUCCUCGAGCAAAUUGAUAUCAUGUCGUUGGUUAAAAUGAAUGUUUUGCAUUGGCAUUUGGUAGAUUCCCAGAGUUGGCCGUUGAUUUUAGAGUGUUGCCCAGAAAUGCUGAAUGAUGCAUAUUCGAAACUGGAACGGUAUACAAUCAAAGAUUUACAGCGUGUGCAAAAAUACGCCAGAGAAAGAGGUGUCCGGGUUAUACCAGAAAUUGAUAUGCCUGGACAUGCCAGGGCCGGUUGGAAACAGGUCGACCCAUCGCUUGUAAAGUGUGGGUGCAAAUUUUGGAAUGGCUUUGCAGUGGAGCCACCCCCAGGUCAGCUCGAUGUUUUAAACAACAAAACCUAUGCUGUAAUACGCAAUGUUUAUAAUGAGCUAAGUGAUGUUUUCACUGAUGCGUAUUUUCACGUGGGAAACGACGAAUUGCAGAAACUGUGCUACCCACAAGAAUGGUUUAAUAACCAAACAUUGAGUGACAUCACAAAAGGGUACCUCACUUCAGUGCUUCCCAUUUUCAACAGUGUCAGAGGUCGAAAGUUGAUUAUGUGGGAUGAUGUGCUUACUUCGGAGGCGGCUGUUGCCAAUAUCCCCAAGAAUAUCACAUUACAAGUGUGGCACGAACCUUCCAAUAUCAAAACCAUAAUCAGCAAGGGGUAUGAUGUAGUAGUGUCUCUGGCAGACCAUUUGUACCUCGACUGUGGAUACGGUGGAUUUCUUACAAAUGAUUUCAGGUACGUUGACUCCCCUGAAAAUGAUGAUUUCAACACGGGUCAGGCAGGAAGUUGGUGCGGUCCGUAUAAAACCUGGCAACGAAUUUACUCGUUUGACUUUUUGCGAAACUUGACUGACACGGAAAAGGAAAAGGUAUUAGGGGCUGAAGCAGUUUUAUGGUCAGAGCAAGUAGAUUUUACGGUGUUGACAGGCAAGUUGUGGCCGAGAUCAGCUGCUUUGGCAGAGUCACUAUGGGGUGGGAAUAAGGAUGAAAAGGGAUUGAAGUUGUACGACAUGAAUGCUGUUGAGACUGCGUUGCGAUAUGUCCCUCAAAAUGAAGUCCACCAAUUGCGAGUCUACAGAGGAAUUCUCUUGGUUAUUAGGAACCUUUCACCAUCGCUCAAUGUUGAUUACUUUCCACUUGUGAUUGUAAGCUUCCAAAGGGUGUGGCCUAUGGAUGUGAAUGAGUGGGUUAGUAAAAUACGUCUAGUGUACUGGGAGAUAUUGGCCAAUUUUCAGAGAAAUCAGUUCGUGGAGCAAAUCAACAUUUUGUUUGGUUGGAGCACGGUGGAGUUCAUUUCUCCCGUAAUUCACUUUCUUUUCAGGCAAUUCUACACUGAGGAUAUAGAAACGACCAAUGAAAACCUACUUAAUCUACUAAAAAUCAAGGAGAACCAUGUUUUGAAGACAGUGCACCAAUUGUACUUGCGAGUAGAUUUUGAAAAGGUUGACCAUGACUCAAAGAUGUUGAUACAUCUUCUCUACGAUAUUAUCACACAUGAAAGUUUUGCAAAAUGGAUUGAUCUGCAGAACGAGGAAGAAAAGAUUACAUGGUUGGAGCUUGGUGCAGUCAUUGUCCAGACUAAAGACGACUGGAACGCUUUCGAGUUGGUUGGAUUACUAGUCUGGGUAGAAUCAAUAUUUUUGUCAUGCUCACCAAAGCUUACUCCAGAGACUAUACACAACGAGCAAUUGGAGCGCAUAUUGUCGAAUCUGUUGCAAAUCUGUUCUGAACUUGCAAAGUUUAAACCAACAGUUCAAUUUUUCGAGCAUAGUUCAGCCUUUUUACCUCGGCUAAUGGAUAUCAAAAUCCAACCAACCAACAGUUUGUCGCAAACCUAG